UUGAAGGCCGGAGAGGUGGGUGAAAUACGGGACGAUGAUCUUAAGGGGAUCUUCCGAGAGUUCGAUUUAAAUGGUGACGGAUUUAUCCAAAGGGACGAAUUGCGAUCAGUUAUGCAGAAGAUGGGACAAUCGCCUACUGAGGAGGAGUUGGAUGCCAUGUUCAACGCGGCUGACCAGGACAACGAUGGAAAUAUUGACUUCAAGGUUAUGAAGAAAAAUGCCCUUGUUCAGCAAAUUAAAGCACAUUUAAAAGUGAGAAACGUACUCAACAUCUUCAGAUCCGAGCUGCGAACAGCGUUCCAGCGAAUGGGUCACUCGCUUUCCGAUCAGGAUAUUAAAGCCAUUUAUAAACAUGUCGACGCCAACAAUGACGGAAAAAUCAAUUUUCAAGGUAGAGAUUUCCUAUUUUCUCUCUUUUCUUGA
Molecule: messenger RNA, 423 nt
Organism: Angiostrongylus costaricensis
Lineage: Eukaryota; Metazoa; Nematoda; Chromadorea; Rhabditida; Metastrongylidae
Source: the annotation of a GenBank genome assembly